Messenger RNA from Phanerochaete carnosa HHB-10118-sp, 4062 nucleotides. RefSeq lists its product as uncharacterized. The record is from RefSeq and is a predicted model, not a curated record. Bases 15 to 3968 code for a protein of 1317 amino acids. The transcript has 7 exons. Gene Ontology annotation, cellular component: nucleus; Cul8-RING ubiquitin ligase complex. Gene Ontology annotation, biological process: double-strand break repair; DNA double-strand break attachment to nuclear envelope. Lineage: Eukaryota; Fungi; Basidiomycota; Agaricomycetes; Polyporales; Phanerochaetaceae.
GUGUUGCUGCUACUAUGAGCGCCGACAGCGAGCGAAUAUUUGAGGGUAUCAAUGCCUAUAUCUCGACUGCACUCCCUGAACUUUACCGUACGAAGCUCAUGUCCCUCAUCUCGACCAAGCACGGUCAUCUCGUCAACUUCAGCGACAGCUCCCUCACGCACUAUGUGACAGAUAUCCUGCCACCGUCCGACUCUCUCGAUUACGUCGAACCGCGUACAGGAUUGCAUUUUGUUACACCCUUCUGGGUACAGCGUAUUUGCACGCUCGGCACGCGCCAGGAGCCCGCGUUCUACUCCCCGCAUCCGACAAUGCUCUUCUCGGGCGUUGUUGCCACGUCCUGCGACCUGUCCCAAGCAGACAACGAAAUUAUGGCUGCUGGAAUCUCUUCCCUUGGCGGCCAGUGGCGCAAGGCGAUCACUCGUGAUAUCACCCAUGUCUUUGCCCUCAGCAGCGGCACGAUCAAAUUCCAGACCGCGAUGCACUUCAAGGACACGGCAAACAUGAAGGUUGUCGUUCCACAUUGGUUCGAUGACACUGUGCGUCUUGGUAUCCGCAACCUGCCCACUGAGCCCUACGAAUGGCCGCGUCCACGCGUCUUUGAAGGACAAGCAGCACAAACGCUCCGGCAGCUCGCGUCGUCCCCGGUAGAGGCUGAGGAGAACAGCGCCGCUCGGCGCACGCGUCCUCCCUCGGAGCAGAAGAAGGCAUUAUACGACACAAUAUUCAACGAGACGAGCGACCUGCCAAGCCAGCGCCCCGCGUCGGCUAGGAUUUGGGAGGGACGCAAGGUCAUGUUUGGCUCCAACCUCGGCUUUAACUCUUCCCAGCGCGAGGCGCAUAUAGCGGAUGUUCUGCGUGCCGGCGGUGAAGUUGUCGAGUAUGAUAACCCGGAGGAAGAGCUCGAGAAGGUGGAAGAGGCGGACAUUUACAUCGCGCAGCACCGUUCUGGAUCUGCGUUUGUCAAGGCAUACAGACUUAAGAAACUCAUUGGGAACCUCCAUUGGUUCUGGUACGUGCGUAGCACCGGAAUCUUAUCGCGCCCCACCGACCAGUUGUUACAUUAUCCGAUACCUAAGAAGCCUAUUAGUGGGUUCUCGCGUCACGUUAUCACCGUAACAAACUAUUCUGGAAAAGACCGGGAAUACAUCAAGAAAAUGCUGCUAAUCCUUGGCGUCCCAUAUACUCCUACCAUGUCCGGCAACAACACCGCCGUAAUCGCAGCGUACCGUAUAGGGGAAAAGGUGAAGAAGGCCGACGACUGGGCGGUGCCAGUUGUCAACCACAUCUGGCUAGAAGAGUGUUUCGCGCAAUGGCGCGAUAUCGCACCCACGCUCGACCGAUACACGGCCUUCCCACCUGGCGUCGAUUUUGGCGAGCUUCUUGCCGAGGACGGCGGGCGGGCUGUGCUUGGCAUGGUUGCGGGCAUGAGCGGCGGCUUCCGCAUUGGCUACGAUCAGACCGAGCUCGACAAGAUGGAGCGUGAAAUUGAAGAAGGGGUAGAGGCAGACGUGGCUCCACCAGCUGUGGACGGUAAGACCAACGAGAUGCGCUUGGAGGUCAUGGAAACGCCGAAGCGUGGAAUCCUCAAAAAGAGUAAAGGUGCGACUGAGCAUGCGACCGCGACAUCGCGCCGGCUGGCGGCAGACCGCGAGCGCCUCGCUGCCGAUCGUGGCGAAGACGGGACUAAGAACGCGAGCACCGAUGUGUAUGUCGACAUGAGUGUUGCGCUGGACGACGACGGACGACUAUCAAUGUCGGGGUCUGAGCUCGGAUUCGGCGACGAGCAGGGCGGGGACGAGAACGAGCCCAUGGGUGUCGGUGACUCACGCGGCAGAUUGGACACCAAACGACGAGGCGAGACCCAAGCGAGGCCGUCGACGCCUGCACGAGGGCGAGGCAGACCCCCGAGCUUGAAGAUGUCGAGGACUUCCGCGCGCACAAGGACUCCGUCGGCGCCGAAGUCGAACGCGAAAUCUCCCGUGCAGAGCCAUAGGUCACCGAGACAAAAUCUAAGGACUAGUGCUAUGCCGCUCCCAUCGGAAGACGAGGACGAGAACGAAGACGGGAACGACGAGCCCUCUACUCCUGUCCGGUCCCGUCAUGCAGAGAAAUCGAAGGUCGUGCCCGCGGCGGAGCGCAAAGACCGAGAGCAGUCGAACGACGGCCCGGUGAGAGCCGGCCGCUUGACGUCGCGCAAGGCGGCCAUGAAGGGCAGAAUGCAGAAGAAGGGUGACAACGACAACGACGACGUCUUCGACGUCGGUUCGAGCGCGCGCAAGGGCACAGUUAUCAAGACAUAUCGCGCCAAGUCGCGUAGUAGGUCGCGGAGCCGCAGCCGGCUACCUAUCCGCGACGAAGACGACUAUGAGCCGAAGAACAAGGCAGGGCCGAGGGCGAUUCUAGGCGACGAAGGGUCGCCGCUAAAGAAGAACCCCGUCAGGACCGCAAAGACCAGCGCGAGGCAGAAGCUUGAGGUCCCUGCCGACUCCAGCACCGAAGAUGAGCAGCCAGUGGAGGCAAAGCCCGGAAGUUUACGUCGCGCGUCUGUGAAUAGCGAAGACGACGCCAUUGCCAUCGAGGAGCUGACAGCUUCUCCAAUGCGAGUGGGAACACCUCGCCGCCGCGCGUCGGUUGUCCUGCCUACUCUGAAGGAAGUCCUGUCGACAUCGCAGCAGAACGUGAACGCAUCCCAGCCGCAGGUCGAUUUGCCCGAAGAGCCGCCAGCGUUGAAAGGCAAGGAAGUGCCUAAGAAUUCCCCCACUAAGCGCGGCCGCCCGCCUUCGUCGCGCUCCGCAAAGCAAGCGGCGACGAAAUCCAUACCCGCUGCACGCACGCCCAGCCCGCCACCGCCGCCGGUAUCCAAGCCGAAGCCUGGUCGACCCUCUGCUACUGCCGCUGCGGUGCAGACUGAGGCAGGCCCCAUCCAUGCCGAGUUGGUAGUGGCACCCCCUGUGAAGACAUACGGACGCCGCUCGGCGGCGACAGAGGCGGCUCGACGGCUGCACGAUGAGAUUAUGCCAGACGCUAACAGCUUCGCGAAGGAGCUCAAAUCUGGGCACGUCAGAGGGUACGAGGAUCCUGCAUCUGCAAAGGGCAAGGGCAGGGAGCGGGAGAAAGAUGGGAGUGCGAAAGGGCGGAAGCGUCCGACCUUGGGUGACAAUGAGGAAGAAGACGACGAGCGCGACGUCAAGAAGCGCAAGACUGACGCAGGGUCCGUGUCGACGAAAAGCAAGGGUCGGAAGUCUGAUAUCCCCCUCGAGGAGAAUGAGGUCGAGGUCGUCGAUGAUCCAAAGAGGGGGCGGCCUGCGGCAAAGGCGAAGCCUGAAGCAUCUACUAGUGCCGACUCUCGCGACAAGGGUGUCGUGAUCAUGACGACACAGGUCACGCUCACGGAAGACCAGAAUAAGGCGCUAAUGAAAUUAGGUGCCAAGUUCACAGCGAAGCCUCUCGAGUGCACACACCUCGUCGCCCACAAGAUCGUCCGCACGGAAAAAUUUUUGUGUGCCAUGGCAGUCGCACCGCAUAUCGUCACGGAGAAGUGGGUCGCCGCCUGUGUCAGCAAGAAGUCCAUACAACCGGAGGCCCCAUUUGCACUGAAGGACCUUGAAAGCGAGAAGCGGUACGGUUAUAGGCUCAAUGACGCCCUGAUCCGCGCGCGUGCCAAUGGACGGAAACUAUUCCAGGGCGCAACGUUUUACAUGACGCCCAAGAUUCCAGUCGAUUCUAAGUUGCUGAAGGCCGUUGUAACUGCGGGCGGCGGGCAGCUGCUAACGCAAUCGCCUACACUGCGGAUACUGAAAGGACACGACAACCGAUUUGUGGUGUCAUGCCCUGCAGACGUAUCGAUAUGGCGGCCGCUUGCCGAGCACGGACAUCCGAUUUAUUCACAAGAACUGAUCCUGACGGGCGUGUUGAAGCAGGAGCUCGACUGGGACGAGAAAACACACAAGGUGCCCGGGUCGUUCUGAACAUACUGAUGCUUCGUGACUUCCUUGCUUAGGUUUUUGUUCUUAUUUUGCCAUUGCACAUUUCAUGUACUGUAUACCAAUACAUUAUUUCCCC